This is a messenger RNA of Esox lucius (northern pike), 750 nucleotides long. Its product is annotated as ladderlectin-like. The transcript has 6 exons. Bases 88 to 591 code for a protein of 167 amino acids. The record is from RefSeq and is a predicted model, not a curated record. Gene Ontology annotation, molecular function: signaling receptor activity. Lineage: Eukaryota; Metazoa; Chordata; Actinopteri; Esociformes; Esocidae.
CUGGAGACAGAGAUCGACUGUAGACCUUUGAACAUCCAAGAAGACGCAAAGCUUUAAGUGUAUUUUGCAGAAGCUUCGACAAGGGCGAUGUUGAAGCUUAUUCUUCUCAGCGCUGUAGUUGCUCUGGGAGAAUUCUCUGCUCUGGACAAUGCAAAUGCAGUCAAGGAGCAGGAGAAUUGGAGAUGUGAUAGAGCAUGCCCCUCUGGUUGGACCAAGUACAAUUCACAUUGUUACUUCUACGUCAGCACUAAGAGGACAUGGUCCCAAGCUGAGCAAAACUGUCUGUCCCUUGAAGGAAACCUGGUGUCUAUUCUCAGUGCUGGUGAGAAUGAGGCUGUCAAGGACCUGGUGUUUAGAGCCACUCAUUCUUACCCUUGGACCUGGAUUGGAGGAUCUGAUACUAAUGAGAACAGGGUGUGGUUCUGGAGUGAUGGAGCCAAAUUUGAUUACAGUAACUGGGCAAGUGGAGAGCCCAAUAAUCAGGCAGGCGCAGAGCAUUGUAUUCAAACUGAUUAUGAAGGAGCUGGAUACUGGAACGAUUUACCCUGUGAAUCACAAUUGCCUUCUGUGUGCAAGCUCAGACACCAUUAAAUCCAACAAGACAUCAACAAAUGCAACUCAACUCUGUCAAAUAUGAACACUUUUUAUGGUGAAGUCUAACACUUUUUGAAGUUGAUUACUUGCUGUAAAAGGAAAUUUACAAAAUGUUGGUUUUGAGUUUUGAUGUAAAUAAAACUAGUGAAUGCAUUA